This is a messenger RNA of Asparagus officinalis (garden asparagus), 1721 nucleotides long. RefSeq names its product acyl-coenzyme A oxidase 4, peroxisomal-like. Gene Ontology annotation, molecular function: flavin adenine dinucleotide binding; acyl-CoA dehydrogenase activity. The coding region runs from base 148 to 1464 and encodes 438 amino acids. The transcript is spliced from 13 exons. Gene Ontology annotation, cellular component: peroxisome. Gene Ontology annotation, biological process: fatty acid beta-oxidation. Lineage: Eukaryota; Viridiplantae; Streptophyta; Magnoliopsida; Asparagales; Asparagaceae. The record is from RefSeq and is a predicted model, not a curated record.
CAACUAUGGCAGGGCCGCAAUAAAAUAAAAAAUAAAAAAAAUCUUAAAAGUUUUUUUUAAAAAUCGAACAGUCAAACUCCCUCAUCUUCAAUUUAAUUAGAACUUAUUAGUCUCGAUUUCAAACACUGUAGUAAGAAUCUCUCAGCUAUGGCUCCUCUGUCAAGAAAUCAAGGUGAGCACUCAAAGGAGAGCAUGAGUUCGGAUGUUGGAUUGCCAGCGUUGGAUAUCUCUGCUGCUUUCCCGCAGGCGACGCCGGCUUCAGUUUUCCCUCAGCUGGUAUCAGACUACUAUCAACUUGAUGAUCUGUUAAGCUCUGAGGAGAAGGCUUUGAGGAAAAGAGUUCGAGAGGUCAUGGAGAAAGAAAUCGCUCCCAUUAUGACAGAGUACUGGGAGAAGGCAGAGUUCCCUUUUCAAGCCAUUCCUAAGCUUUCUAGCCUCCAAGUUUCUGGUGGUACCAUAAAGGGUUAUGGGUGUCCAGGCCUCUCUGUUACUGGAAGUGCUAUUGCUAUUGCUGAAAUAGCCAGGGUUGAUGCAAGUUGCUCUACUUUUAUUUUGGUGCACUCUUCUGCGGCAAUGCUUACAAUUGCAUUAUGUGGAUCUGAGGAACAAAAACGAAAAUACUUGCCGUCAUUAGCUCAACUAAGUACAGUUUCUUGCUGGGCUUUAACUGAACCGGAUUAUGGAAGUGAUGCCAGUUCUUUGAGGACCACUGCAACAAAGGUAGCUGGAGGUUGGUUGUUAGAUGGCCAAAAACGUUGGAUAGGAAACAGCACUUUUGCUGAUGUACUGAUAAUUUUUGCUCGCAACACAAACACAAACGAGAUAAAUGGAUUCAUUGUAAAGAAGGGUACCCCUGGUUUGAAGGUAACAAAGAUUGAGAACAAAAUUGGAUUGAGGAUUGUUCAGAAUGGGGAUAUUCUCAUGAACAAAGUGUUUGUCCCAGAGGAAGACAGGCUUCCUGGUGUCAAUUCGUUCCAAGAUACGAACAAGGUGCUUGCUGUCUCACGUAUCAUGGUUUCAUGGCAACCCAUUGGCAUUGUAAUGGGGGUAUUUGACAUCUGCCACCGGUAUUUGAAAGAGAGAAAGCAAUUUGGAGCUCCUUUAGCUUCUUUCCAGAUUAACCAAGAGAAACUUGUUCGUAUGCUUGGCAAUAUUCAAGCAAUGCUUCUUGUUGGUUGGCGCCUGUGCAAGUUGUAUGAAUCCGGGAAAAUGACUACUGGCCAUGCUAGCUUGGCAAAGGCAUGGAUAUCCUCACGCGCAAGGGAAACAGUUGCUUUAGGACGAGAAUUAAUGGGUGGAAAUGGAAUCUUGUCAGACUUCUUAGUGGCAAAGGCUUUCUGCGAUUUGGAACCGAUAUAUACAUACGAGGGAACCUACGAGAUCAAUAGCUUGGUAACUGCAAGGGAAAUUACUGGGAUCGCUAGCUUCAAACCUGCUGUGCUCAGUAAAGCAAGUCGACUUUAAUCUCACCGGUGGCAUGACAAUUUUGCAGGGUCAUACUUGGAUUGAUUUUUUGUAAUCAAUGGUAUUGAAGUUUACAGUAGAAACACAGCGACAAUUGGGAUGAAGUCAGAAAUAAAUUGAAAAUGGCAGAUCAUGUUUUGCUGCAAGUUGUUGUAACAAUGACCAUCUCCUUUGCUUAUUAUGCGUGUCCUGUAAAAGUAAUUCACAAAGUACUAUGUUACGUUUCAUGGAAAAAAUCACCCGUCUUGGUCUGGUUA